CUAUCUACCGCAUGUCAGUACCCUGUUCCCACUCGCUGCACCUAUCCUGCCUUUAACCCUGUAAAAAAGCCCUCUGUAGCAACUGCUCCCUCCCCUGUUCCAUCCUCCAGCUCUUCUCUGUCUCCAGCUGUUCCAUUCGUUUGCAGACCUGCGUUUACUUGCAGUGCUCCAGUAGUUAAAACCAGAGAAAAAAGCAAAAAUUCUUUCCAACCAAUACCAUCCUGCCAGUAUCCAAACCGGUGAACCUGCCUUCCGUGGUUCAGCCUGAAGCCUCUACUCAGCCUGAAGCCUCUACUCAGCCUGAAGCCUCUACUCAGCCUGAUGCCUCCUCUACUCAGCCUGAUGCCUCUACUCAGCCUGAUGCCUCUACUCAGCCGGAUGCCUGCAUUCAGCCUGAUGCCUCUACCCAGAAUGAUGAACUGAUCCAGCCUGACGAUCCUAUUAGGCCUGGUGACCCGAUGCCCGCUGUUGAGCCAGACAAUCCGGUACCUGAUGACCCGGUGCCCGCUGUCAUGCCAGUUGACUCAGAGCCCGCUGUCGUGCCUAGUGACUCGGUGCCCACUGCCUUGCCAGAUGACGCAGGUGCCCGCUGGCGAGCUAAAUGACCUGAUGCCUGGUGACCCAGUGCCCGCUGUCAUACCUGGUGACCCGAUGCCCGCUGUUGAGCCGGACAAUCCGGUACCUGAUGACCCGGUGCCCGCUGUCGUGCCAAUUGAGUCAGAGUCCACUGUCGUGCCUGGUGAUUCGGUGCCCGCAGUCUUGCCAGACGACUCGAUGCCCGCUGUUCCGCCAUACGACUCGAUGCCCGCUGUUCCGCCAGACGACUCGGUGCCCGCAGUCUUGCCAGACGACUCG
Staurois parvus is the source of this 855-nucleotide messenger RNA. The record is from the annotation of a GenBank genome assembly. Lineage: Eukaryota; Metazoa; Chordata; Amphibia; Anura; Ranidae.